GUGGCUGGAGGAAAGGAAAAGCAAAGAGGACUGACCUCUCACUGUAGCAUUUCAGCUGUUUGUCAUCUCUUUUCCUAGCGUGGAUUGAUCACAACAAUAUCUGCUCUGAGGGGGCAGAGAGAGGAGACGGAGGAGGGGAAAAAAGCAGUAAACCUUGGCUCAAUUGAGAAAAAAGCAUCUGUGAGUGUGUGUGAGAGAGAGAGUAGAGGAGAGAGAAAAGGUAAGGGAGAGGAGGAGUGAGGCACCCUGUUCUUCCAAGCAAAGCAACCAGAAGAAAACAGAAAAAAAGAAGAAGGGAGCAUUAAAAGUAGAAGAAGGAGGAAGAAGAGUUGUCCCGACAUGGGGCUGUGUGCUGUUUUCCUCAUCUGUCUUUCCCAGGCAGAGUUGGGUAGAGUCUGGGCUCAAGAGCACAAAGGUGUGCUGAGCUGGACAGCUCUGAGGACAGAUGGAGAUGGAUCCAGGUUUCACAGAACCAGGAGGGACCAGCAGAACCACAGAGAAACAGCACAGACAGGAGGAGGUAAGGUACUGGAUAUCAGUACCUUACCAGACAACGUGACCUACAUAGUGGACUCCCAGAAAUACUAUAGAUGGCAGAGUUUUGGUCCAGCAGACAGAAAAACUGAAAGCUUGUGGGUUGAGCUGAACUUUAUGCACAAAAGUCAAGUGAGAAUCCAUGGCCUCCUGUCCAACGCGCACCGACAGGGAGCGAGAGUGGCGCUGUCUUUUGAUUUCCCUUUUUAUGGACACAACUUGAGACAAGUAAUUGUAGCAACAGGAGGGUUCCUCUUCAUGGGUGAGGUCACUCAUCGAAUGCUGACUGCAACACAAUACAUUGCUCCCCUCAUGGCCAACUUUGACCCCAGCUUCUCCAAGAACUCAACAGUCAGGUACAUGGACAAUGGCAAUCUGUUCGUGGUGCAGUGGGACAACGUGCGACUAAAGGACCGAGAGGAUGAAGGGGCUUUCACUUUCCAGCUAGUCCUCCACAGCAAUGGGACUAUUGUUUUCAACUACAAGGAUGUUCCCAUGCUGGUGGAGAAGAUGAAUUCUACAGACCAUCCGGUUAAAGUUGGACUCUCUGAUGCUUUCAUGGCAUUAAUCCCAGCUUCACAGCUCCCAGAUGCACGGCGGCGUACCAUCUAUGAAUACCAUCGUGUUGAGAUCAACAUCACAAGGAUAGUGAAUGGGUCUGCGUUCGAGUUUACACCUCUACCCACUUGUCUUCAGCACACUUCCUGUGAUCUCUGCAUGACGUCCAACCUGACAAGUGGCUGCGGCUGGUGCAACACUCUCCAACGAUGUUCUGACGGUAUUGAUCGGCACAGACAUGAAUGGUUGGAUUACAACUGCCCCGAGGAGUCUAAAGGCAGAUGUGAGGACUACGACCCUGUGCUUCCGGAGGGAUCGAUGAGCUCCUACAACCACUCAUCAGCAGGCCCAACACCAUCCACAGCCGACAUCGAAGAGCAGCUGGUAACUAGAGAUUUACAGACGAUUGCUCCGACCCACAGAGGGAUAACAGAGAACGCAGCCAUCAUAGCGGGUGUUGUUGCUGCAUUAGUUCUGCUCGUAACAUUGACCUUACUGGCUGUUUACUACAUCAACACACACCCAACGGUUGCUCCACCUUUCUACCUCAUGCAGAGACGCACAAAUAAUUACUGGCCCUCCAUGAAGUUUCGCAACCAGAGCUGUCACUCCAGCUAUGCUGAAGUGGAGCUCGGGGUUCAUGAGAAGGAAGGAUUCAUUGAAGCAGAGCCCUGCUGCUAAAUAUCCUGGACUUUUCAGAAAAGGGUCUUUUUUGAGGGUGCAAGGAGACUAAAAAGGAUGAAGUUGGCCAUUCAGGCAGAUUACAGACACAAGGUGUCCUCAUUCCAACCAACCUUUUGUGGAUGGAAAGUGUUUACUGUAACUGCUCUUCUAGGUCUUGCCUGCUUUUUCUGUGUAUUUUGCUGUUUGCCACCACACAGGAGUUUCGCCAUGUGAUCCUGGGGUUGGAGGGUCUGACAGGGUGAUGAUGAUGAUGUAUAAAGGAAGAACUUUCAAUGAAAGAAACUGUCAGGGAAUGAAUUGAACAAGCCUUCAAACUGCAAACGCGCGUACAGCUCAACUAUAUGUUUCUCUCAUCUUUUACUUUAAAGAGUUAUUUUUGUUCCAUGGAACUUCAAGUGUCGACUGGUUCAACGCUUUGUGGACGUAUCUACAAAAGAUAUCUAACUAUACGACUGAUAGUGAAUAUAAUGAUCAUCUUGGACUGCUUUGGAAAAAUAUAAUAUGACUGGAUUUUGGAGUAGUCAAGAGAUUUCUCUGAACAUUGUUAUUUCAAUGUCUUUUAAUAAAAGCUGACGAUCAAUGUGGA
Nothobranchius furzeri (turquoise killifish) is the source of this 2362-nucleotide messenger RNA. RefSeq names its product plexin domain-containing protein 1. NCBI's taxonomy places the organism in Eukaryota, Metazoa, Chordata, Actinopteri, Cyprinodontiformes, Nothobranchiidae. The record is from RefSeq and is a predicted model, not a curated record.